Molecule: messenger RNA, 2779 nt
Organism: Aethina tumida (small hive beetle)
Lineage: Eukaryota; Metazoa; Arthropoda; Insecta; Coleoptera; Nitidulidae
Product: protein kintoun
Exons: 2
Coding region: 211-2337 (708 amino acids)
Biological process (GO): axonemal dynein complex assembly
Cellular component (GO): cytoplasm
Source: RefSeq, a predicted model, not a curated record
ACAAAAAGAGAAGUCAAAAGAAACAGUCAAAAUCAAUACGCAGAACGGAGUGUUACGUGACAUUUUCGAAUCGGGCGCGCGAGCUGCCAGCAGUGCGCACGCCAAAAACCGGCUGAUUCGUCCACGUGAACAGGGAAAAUUCUCGACGUAGUUGUUUAUUUUGGUACGGCGCACCGACAGUACACCGUAUCGUUAACCCAGUGAAAAAACAUGUCGCAUACGUUCGAGAAGUUGCAAGAGUUGAAUUUAACAAGGGACGAGAUCAAUCGCAUCGGCGAUGCCCUCAAGAAGGAGGAGUUCAGGAAAAUGUUGGCCGACUACGUCGAGGAGAUCCAGGACCCAGAGAACCGGCGUAUAUACGAGUCGGAGAUCGCCCAAUUGGAACGGGAACGCGGCAACGACGUCACCUUCAUUCAUCCCCAUCCCGGUUACGUGAUCAAAACAAGCAUAAAUGGGGACAAGAAGUGUUUCGUGAACGUGUGUGUCAACGAACUGAUCGACAGACCCACAUCUCAACCGACCGUCAAAGGCGGCUCGAAAGGUCUUCAGUGGUCGCUGCCACAUUCCGUAACCCCGGGCCGGGACGAUCUGGACAACAAGAACGUGAGGUGCGUGGUCUACGACGUGGUGUUCCAUCCAGACACUUUGCACCUGGCCAGAAGCAACAAGGCGUUCAGGAACAUGGUUAACAACACCGCCAUCCAAGCGAUCGAGUCCAACUACGACGUCAAACUCGACGGGAAAAAUCUCAAAUUCCCCAAGCUGCAGUACAAAGGGGUGGCGAGGGCGAGCAUUAGACGUACCCCAUCCAAAAACCCCCAGAUCGUCGAACGGACCGGCGAAGAAAAGGAACUGUACGACAAAAUAUACUCAUGUGCGGACACCCAGCACAAAAAACCCAAAAAAUCCAAGUCCAAAACGGACGACAAAUCGAAAUAUACAACACCCAAGUACACGUUAAAACAUCGCUCCCACACCGACUUGCAGGAGUGCACCGGACACAAGGAGGCGAAAAUGAACGCUGCCAUUCCUAAGGAAUUGGUGCUGGAAGUGAAUCUGCCCCUGUUAAAGUCAUCAGGUGACAUAACCCUGGACGUAACGGAAAAAACCGUGCAGUUAGUGAGCGAGGAGCCGGCAAAAUACAAGCUCAACAUCACCCUGCCAUAUCCGGUCAACGAGAACACGGGCAACGCGAAAUUCGAUAAAGAUCACAAGAAGCUAAUUGUAACGUUACCGGUGAAAAGAAACAUGAAUCUCCUGCUGACCGACAGUGUAGAAGAUAGUGGAGUGGAUAGUGAUAACAACUCGCCAGUUUCCACCGAAUCGGACGACGAAAACACGGAAAAUAAACAGUUGGUUAGUGAAUUGAGUGCCACACAAUUUAGGACCAAGUUUUUAGACGAGAAUGUGAGUUAUACAGUUCCCGAGUUUACGUGUCACUUGUACCAGAACACUUUGGCGUUCACGUUGAACGUGAAAAACGUCGACGAGAGCAGCGUCGGUAAGCUCGUGAACGACGCUGGUACGUCGUUGCACGUCAAAUUCACCAGUGUUAGUUCAAGUUUUUAUCCCUCCUUUUACGCGUUCUACGUCCGAUUACCCGAACACAAAAUCUCACAGGAAAUUCAGGUGGAAACGUGGGACAACAAUGUGAUUUUACAAAUACCUUUCACUGGUAAUUCUGAUACUUUGACCAGUUAUUUGUACGGCCCGGACGAGAACAACCUAAAACAAACUUAUAUACAAGAGCCAUCAAUCAUCAAUGAACUUCUACAAGAAGAUAAACCGUUGGAAGUGAUAAUAGAGCAACCAGAACAAAAACAACAAUUUAAACCAGAAGAACCCACGAAGGCAAUAGAUAUCGCGUCCUCGUAUUAUUCGAGUGGUGAUGAGCAAAGCUGCAGUAGCUACAGCCCGUCGAAAAGUAAAGGUAUCUUGAAACGUUUGUCUCAAAAACGUUUCAGCGUCGUGAGAAGCAUUUCAGAGUCGAGUUUGGAUGACUUCGUGCCCAGCUCGUUAGAAAACUGCCACACUAGCUUAGACUCGGUCAUUCCAGAGGACAGUGAAGUCUCCACCAGCCUUAAGAAAACCGUCAGGUUUAACGAUAAUAUCAAACGUCAACUAUACAGGUCAAAUUCUAGUAUUCUGGGCCAGAAAAAGAAGAACCAGCGAAAAGCGAGGAAUAAGAAACGUGCCCACGAUCGUCGCCAUAGCGAAAGCGAGCUGAGCGAAGUGGAAAAGGAGGGAGAAACGAAGACUGCCGACGGUGAUGCAAAAGAAGAAAGUGACAAGAAGGGUUCGUCGCAAACGGACAUUUUCCAUCUCGAGAUGCAGUAAUUUAAUUGAACCGUCUCAAUGUUGGAACUGCCGUUUUCUAAUUAUCAUUACAUAUGAACGUUUUAAAUGUUUUAGGUACUGGUAUGAUGAAUUUGUGAUUUUUUCAUUUUUUUUUUAAUAUACAAGUGUUGAAUAAUCUGAGUUCACUGUUUUAUUAUAAUUAGUUAUUGUAGAGUUAAGUUAUUGUUUUAGAAACAGUUUCUCCGGUAAUUUGUUUUUCAAUUCAUCAGCAUUAAGCUGUAUAAGAAUAGGUGAAUUUAGGGUUGUUUGGUUGUUAAAAGUACAAUUACAAAAAUUGCAUGUGAUAUACUGUUGCUUUAUAUUGAUUGAUUAUUUUAUACUUUUACUUACGAGCUGUUUUUCUAGUAUACUUGUAUUUUAUACAUGUUCCUUAUAUAAAAUGCCACUUUAUAGGUAUAUUACAAUAAAACUUUUUAAAAUA